UGUUGCGAACAAGUAAUCGGUCGAUGUGUUUUCUUCCAGAAAAUCCUCUCCGACUCGGCCACUCGCACCAAGUUUGCCUCCCACGCAGAGCAGGGGAAAGAAUUAGCUGCCUACUUCCGCCACCUCAUGGAGGCAACCUACGAGGCUGCUUUGGAGGAGAAGGACGCGGGCAUCCGAUAUCGACGUCUCUCACAGGCGCGGCUGGAGGAGUUACACAAGAAGCUGCAGAAUGCUGCCAGGUCCAUCAACGACCUCAUCGCCAAAUGCCUGCUAGACGUGGAGGCUCAGGUGGCCAAUGCGCUUUGCAACGAAAUUAGGCGACUUGGCGAACUAGUGGACAGCUUCAGCGGGCACAUUUUCGCGGCAGACAAUGAAACGACGAUGCGCGCGUAUCGUCACGAGCUCAAUGCCUACAUUGAACGUGAAUUGGGCAAAAAACUGGCCGAUGCUUGCGCCGGUGACAUCCAUUCACAGGUGGUGCGCGCUGAGCAGAUUAUGGCUAGUAAGUAUCGGCCGGAUCCAUCCGGUGUUCGCCAUCCUGUUCGGGUGAUUGUUAACAUUUACACGAACCUGGUGGAGGCGGACGAGUCGGCAAAGGGUAGAAUAAUGCAGAGUGUUCUCUCAAGUUCCUUUGAGCCGGAGUUCCAUGUUGACUGUCGCAAUAUCUGUGCAGAGUUCAGGGAAGACUUGCGGUUCCGUUUCUCCCUUGGUCUCUCUUCUCUAGCCGAGCGGCUGCUCCGUCAACGCCGUAGCGGGUUUUAUUCUGGCUCUACUACCAAUGUGUGGGCAGGUCGCUACACCGGGUCGCAGGGGAUGCCGGAGUAUUCCCCGGUGCUACCACUUUUCCUUUCCUCCCUUCCAGCUCUACUCUCCCGAAACACUGUUGGACUACUUGUGGUUGGUGGAAUUGUACUAAAAGCGACAGGCUGGCGUAUGAUAAUGAUAUUGGGAGGGCUUUAUGCAGGCCUCUAUGCCUAUGAGCGCUUGGCGUGGACGAACAGAGCUCGCGAAGCAGUCUUUAAGUCCCAGUACGUCACUUACGCCUCACACAAGCUCCGCCUCAUUGUUGACCUCACUGGCACCAAUGCGCGGCACCAGGUGAAGCGAGAGUUGCAGCAGAUGCAAAAGCGCCUCGGAAAUGAGGGCGAGGGCGCCGCAAAGGUCCUUUCCGACGAAUUAGCUCAGUUAGACAAAGACCUUGUCACCCUCGACAACAUUACCACAUCCGCUAAGACACUCAAGUAA
Messenger RNA from Hydatigera taeniaeformis, 1245 nucleotides. Lineage: Eukaryota; Metazoa; Platyhelminthes; Cestoda; Cyclophyllidea; Taeniidae. The record is from the annotation of a GenBank genome assembly.